GAGAGCCCCAGAGCCGUCCUCCCGCCCACCGGGGCAUAGGGGCGUGGCGUUCCAUUUUAGCCAAUGAGAAAAGACAUUCGUCCUCGGCCCCGCGCACAGCUUGAGGAGCCGGUGAGGUUGGGGAGGUGGUUUCCCUAGCAAGAUGGCGGCGGGCGGCGUCCACCGGGUUGCUGCUGCGGCCAGCACCUCUGUGAAGCCCAUUUUCAGUCGAGACAUGAACGAGGCCAAGCGGAGGGUUCGCGAGCUCUACCGCGCCUGGUAUCGGGAGGUGCCGAACACUGUGCAUUUAUUCCAGCUAGACAUCACUGUGAAACAGGGACGGGAUAAAGUCCGAGAAAUGUUUAUGAAGAAUGCCCAUGUCACAGACCCCAGAGUGGUUGAUCUUCUGGUCAUUAAGGGAAAGAUGGAACUGGAAGAAACGAUUAAAGUAUGGAAGCAGCGGACACAUGUUAUGAGGUUUUUCCAUGAAACAGAAGCACCAAGGCCAAAGGAUUUCCUGUCCAAGUUCUAUGUUGGCCACGACCCAUGAAGUGGAAAGGUGUAUGUUGAUAUUUCAUUAUUUUAGAGCACAGAUAAACUCAUUAUACCAUGGUCA
Messenger RNA from Propithecus coquereli (Coquerel's sifaka), 595 nucleotides. It is a transcript of the gene NDUFA6, whose product is annotated as NADH dehydrogenase (ubiquinone) 1 alpha subcomplex, 6, 14kDa. The record is from RefSeq and is a predicted model, not a curated record. NCBI's taxonomy places the organism in Eukaryota, Metazoa, Chordata, Mammalia, Primates, Indriidae. The coding region runs from base 143 to 529 and encodes 128 amino acids. Gene Ontology annotation, biological process: response to oxidative stress. The transcript is spliced from 3 exons.